Messenger RNA from Caenorhabditis bovis, 1050 nucleotides. The record is from the annotation of a GenBank genome assembly. NCBI's taxonomy places the organism in Eukaryota, Metazoa, Nematoda, Chromadorea, Rhabditida, Rhabditidae.
AUGUCCUGCGAAAAGGAUGAUCUGAUAUUCAAUAUCGGUGAUUCAGUUGCUGGUUACAAGAUAGUCGAAAAAAUCGACGAAGGAGGUUUCGGUCAGGUAUUUAAAGUAGUUAAAGGCGAGAAAAUAUACGCGAUGAAAAUCGAAUCGAAUAUGCAAGAAGGUGGUUCAGCAAUUAAGCUAGAAAUUGAUGUUUUAAUGGAACUGAAAGCAAAAAAAAUCAGCAAUUUUCCUAUGGUUUAUCAGGCGGGAAAAAAGACCAAAUAUCAUUUUCUCGUGAUGGAAUUGUUAGGCGAAAAUCUAAAAAGCCUCCGAUUCAAAAGCUCGAAUCCUGAUUCACUAACUCCGAGUACUUGGUCAAGAAUAGGAAUUCAAUGCCUCUAUGUAAUUAAGCUUCUACAUGAUUGCGGUUUUGUUCACAGAGACAUCAAACCUUCAAACUUUGCGAUGGGUCUUGGGAACGACGACGUUCUGAAGGGUCGAAUUGUAUAUCUGUUCGAUUUUGGACUUGCAAGAAGAUUUGUUCUCAAGUAUAAACCACAAGAGAAUGGUUCGAAUCGCCAAAGAAAAGGCUUCAAAGAUGUUUCUGUUUGUGUGGGAAUCGAUGAAAAAGAGCCAAAAAAGGAAAAAGGCAGUUUGAUGGAAAGGAAGAAAACGAAAGAAGCCGACGGAAAAGGGUCCAAAAUCGCGCCAUCGUCUAAACGAAAAAUCAUCAACGCUUCACCAGAUGCUUCGAAAUAUGAAGAUGGAACCAAAAGCGUUCUUGGAGCUGACAGUAAUAUUAAUGCACAAAUUUAUCGUUUUCGAAUUGCGCGACCUCAUACAGAUUUCCGCGGCACCCAGCAGUAUGCUUCGCCAAACGCCCACGCCCAAAUUGAAUUGGGCCGAGCCGAUGAUGUUUGGUCUCUGAUGUACAUGCUCGCUGAAAUGACCAAUCCUCUUCCUUGGGCUUUGCGCGAAAAUGAGGAACUGCCGAUUGAUGAUUUGAAAAAUCAAACACCGCUCAAUGUUUUGUUCAAAGACGGCACGGAUUUCACGAUGAAAAUCAUCUGA